AUGGUGGACUUUUCGACGGCGCCAGAAAAUAACACAGACUCAUUUGACGUGCACAUCAACGUGAUUCUGCGUAUUCUCGUGGCCCUGACCCUCGGCAUCUGGGGCUGGGCCCUCAACCUGCAGAUCAUGGGCAUGUAUGGCAUUGAUGUGGAGACGAUCCUGGGUCUCAAAUACGCCCGCCCGGCUUUCAGACCCGUCUAUCGACUUGCUCUGUUUGUGUCGAUCAUGCUGGUGUUUUGGAUUCUGCUCUUUUGGGUGUCAGUGGCUAUCGCACCGUUUGACGUUUCCAAGGCCACUAGUCUGACGGUUCUAGAUGUGUUCCCGUGGGUGGGUCUGUUUGUGUUUAUGACGAUCAUUGGUGUCGGAUGGCGAACGCACGACUCGGGGCGCUUCUUCUUCCUCAAGUCGCUCUUCCGAGUGUCGCUUGGAGGUCUCAGCCAGCAACACAGAGUCACAGAUAUCAUUCUGUCGGACGCUCUAACGAGUUAUUCGCGUGUAGUUGCUGAUCUGGCUGUCUGUGUUUUGGGCCUGUGGUACGGUAUUACGUCUAUCAAGCGACCUGAUCGAGGAAUUGGAGGCAGCUGGUUUGUGCCUUGUGUCACUGCUGUUCCCUAUCUGAUUCGAUUGAGACAGUGUCUGAUUGACUACUCGCGUGACGGACGUCACUUCCAUCUUGUCAACGCUCUCAAGUACUGCUCUACACUCCCUGUGUUGGUUCUCGGUACUCUGAUGAAGACUCAUCCCGUGCAUAACGUUUGGCUCGUGGCAGCACUGAUCAACUCGUCCUUCUCCUUCAUCUGGGACAUUAAGUGCGAUUGGAACCUUUCAAUUCUACAGGACCUCUGGGACGGUGAGCUCAACAAUGGGGGGCUACGAAAGACGCUUGUGUACCCCAAGUGGUGGUACUAUACAGCCAUGGUCGUGGAUCUCGUGCUGCGAUUCACAUGGACACUCAAAUUCACAUCGUCCUGGAGUCACGUGCAUGACUACGAGGCCGGAAUUUUUGUAUUCCAGCUUCUAGAAAUUUCGCGUCGGUGGAUGUGGAUUUUUUUUCGGGUUGAGAAUGAGUGGGUUAAGGCCGUGGAUAGUGGAGAUGUGAGGGUCCUCGAGGGAGGUAUCCAGAUGCGGGGAGAGCACGAGGAUUAG
This is a messenger RNA of Yarrowia lipolytica CLIB122, 1146 nucleotides long. RefSeq lists its product as uncharacterized. The record is from RefSeq and is a predicted model, not a curated record. Lineage: Eukaryota; Fungi; Ascomycota; Dipodascomycetes; Dipodascales. Gene Ontology annotation, cellular component: membrane; cytoplasm.